Meloidogyne enterolobii is the source of this 1491-nucleotide messenger RNA. NCBI's taxonomy places the organism in Eukaryota, Metazoa, Nematoda, Chromadorea, Rhabditida, Meloidogynidae. The record is from the annotation of a GenBank genome assembly.
ACAAAGAUGGGUGUUAUUGCUCCGCAAAUGCCUAAACUUUUUCAAUUAACUCGUUCUCUUGGAUUUCCUCAUACAACUGUUGUCUCUUCUUGCCCAAACAGCGACCCAUUUCGAUUUCAAGGCUCUGGAGUUGACUUUAAAGCAAAAUUUAUUGGUGAACGUGACGUAGCCGAAGCUAGAGGUGAUGCAUUAUGUUCUGAAGCAAUGCGUUUGGCAAAAGCUAGUGUCAAGGCUAGCGGUUCUCACAAGACAAGAGUGGUGCUAAAUAUUUCAUUAGAAGGGCUGAAAUUACGUGACGAGAAAUCUGGGGCUGUUCUUUACAACUUUCCUGUUGGCAAAGUUUCAUUUAUUGCUCGUGAUACUACUGACGCACGCGCAUUUGGCUUUAUUUUUGGAACAUCUGAUGGAAAACAUAAAUUUUAUGCUUUAAAAACUGCUCAGACUUCUGAUCAUGCUGUUCUUUCAAUUCGGGAUAUGUUCCAAAUUGUCUUUGAAAUGAAGAAGAAACAAUUUGAGGAGGCCAAGAAAAAGCAGGAAGAACAGGAAAAUUUGACGAAUGCUGAACGUGAAGCUAAUUCUUAUGACAAAAAUGGUGUUUGUUCGACUAAAGAUAGUUCUGGUCAAAAUGAUGUAGCUGUAGCUGAUUUACUUAAUUUGGAGGAAGAAGUUGAUAUAAUUCAUCAAGGAGUUCAACAAAUUAGUAAUAUUCCUGCACAUCCAGAGGAUGAUUUCUUUACUGGAUGGUUGCCGCCGGUUGCAGUUAAUGGAAGUGUUCAUAGUCGACAACAUAAUGGUGGAGGAAAUAUUGGCUUAUUAAAUGAUAAUCCGACAAAAAUUUCGCUUUUUGACUUGUCUUCAUCUUCUAAUGGAAGUUUGCCUAUUCAAAGAUCUGUUCAGAUUAGUGACUUUAAUAGUAAUGGGACAUCAUCUAUUAAUGGGAAUAAUUUAUCUUCAAUUUUUCCAUCAAAUGACAAUUAUCAACCAUUGGAAACUAAUAAUUUAUCGCAACAAAAUAAUCCUCCUAUUUUCUCAAUAAAUCCAUUUCCUGAGGAUCCAUUUUCUUCAGCUACAUCUGCAAAUAUUGCUUCUCUGAAUGGUCAUCAUCAUCACAAUUCUGUCAAUACUUCAACAAUUGAUUACAAUAAUUGUUGGCAAACUUCAUUUCCUUCUACUGGUGUUAUUGCUCCACAAAUGGAUGAUCCUUUUGGCGACUCUUUUACUACGGCUUUUAACGACCAUAAAGCGGCAGUGAUAAAUAAUGGUGGACAAAAUGGUGCUGUUCCGGUGGAUGGUUUAUUUCCUCAGCCGGCCGCUGCAAUGUCUAAUAAGAGAAGCGCAAGGGAAAGCAAUGAGCAAUUCAAAUGGGACGAGCCUGGCCGUGUGCGAACCUUGGAUGAAGCAUUUUCUAAACUAGUCGACAUGAAUAAUUUGAUGCCGGUUUCUGCUGCUUCGCGUGGUGGUUCUGCUAACACAAACCCAUUCAUUAUGUGA